UUCACUUUCCCUUUCACUUUCACCCCCUUCCCAAAGCCUGUGCUUGUUUCUGAGAAAUCAGCUACUAAGGGGAAAAGGAAACAAACAAAAGAUGAAAAUGACAAUCCCACUGAUGAGCUGUUCACUCCCAGGACACAGCUCAGAGGGCCCCUAUCAGCUGUGGGGCCAGAGCUCACCAGAGAGAGGCACAGCUGACACCUGCAGUCACCUUCCACUCCAGAGAUGAUAAAGAAGAUCAGCUUCCCGGUGGCUCUGGGGCUGGCAUUCCUGGGGGCUUUAUCAGGGCAGAAGCUGCUUUGCCAGGAAGAUGAAACUGUCACAGAGGGAAAGAAACGCGCAGAGGAGGAGAGAGCCACAAGGAAAACAAAGCCCAGGCCUGGACCGACUCCUGGGCACCAAAGGCAAGCGGCAAACUGCAAGUGCAUCCUGACUGGCUUGUGGAGGAAUGAGCUGGGCUCCCAGAUGCAGAUACAGCAAGUGAACGGGGACGGCACCUUCUCUGGCAAGUACCACACGGCUGUGUCGCUCGCUCAGAGACCCAUCCAACCCGCGUCCCUCAACGGGUCCCAGCACUUCGAUGAGGCGGGGCAGCCGACAUUUGGCUUCACUGUCAACUGGAAAAGCUUCUCAGACUCAACCACCGUCUUCACGGGCCAGUGCUUUGUGGACGAGAACGGGAAGGAAAUUCUGGAAACCAUGUGGCUGCUGCGAGAGAAGGCCAAAGCCCCAAAUGGCUGGGAAGCGACCAGGGUCGGCACAAACGUUUUCACCCGGAUCAACGGGCAGAACGUUGUUCUGGUGCCGUCCUGGCACACGUGCUUUUAG
Molecule: messenger RNA, 825 nt
Organism: Chrysemys picta bellii (western painted turtle)
Lineage: Eukaryota; Metazoa; Chordata; Testudines; Emydidae
Product: avidin-like
Molecular function (GO): biotin binding
Source: RefSeq, a predicted model, not a curated record